Messenger RNA from Ooceraea biroi (clonal raider ant), 1749 nucleotides. RefSeq names its product ER GDP-fucose transporter (gene Efr). Lineage: Eukaryota; Metazoa; Arthropoda; Insecta; Hymenoptera; Formicidae. The record is from RefSeq and is a predicted model, not a curated record. Gene Ontology annotation, biological process: UDP-N-acetylglucosamine transmembrane transport. Gene Ontology annotation, cellular component: endoplasmic reticulum membrane; Golgi membrane. Gene Ontology annotation, molecular function: UDP-xylose transmembrane transporter activity; UDP-N-acetylglucosamine transmembrane transporter activity.
AGAAAUAAAACAACAGCGCGAAUUUCAGAUAGCGUUACUGAAUAACCUCCUUAUUUUGCGAGAUGGCUCUUCACUAACCAACGCAACAAAAGUGCCGAUAGAAAAUUACGACAGUGUGUGUGUGAAUAAUAUAACCUUCGCUGCUAGCUUGAUUUAAAUAGAUUCGUUGUUUCCUCGUUCGUAGUAUAUGCAUUGGUGUGCAUAGUGCGUGUGUCACAACAUGACCACGCGAUACAUAGUAUCGUACAGUAUUAUCAUGUUACGUGGUUGCUGAUAAUUCGCUUGGGUUGCCGCAGUGUGCCAAUGGAUCGCGCGUCCAACGUUACAGUUCGUAGAUUAGAUCACGUCGAGAGUAAACGGGACCGCAACAAUCUCGAGGGAGUACCAAAACACGUGGAGAGCAAGAUGCGGGCAGCGAUCGCGGUGUUCUGCGUUUUCCUCGGCUGCUGUACGAACGUCGUGUUUCUGGAACUCCUCGUUAAGGAUGAUCCUGGCAGUGGGAACCUCAUCACAUUCUCACAGUUCCUGUUUAUAUCCGUCGAGGGUUUCCUGUUCACGUCGAAAUGCGGCACCGUCAAACCAAAUAUAGGCAUAAAGGAUUACUUCAUAUUGGUCACGAUGUUCUUCGUGACGAAUGUCUGCAACAAUUAUGCCUUCGACUUUAAUAUUCCCAUGCCGUUGCACAUGAUAUUCAGAGCUGGUUCUCUCAUAGCCAACAUGAUAAUGGGUAUCGUUAUCUUGAACAAAAAGUACGUAUUUAGCAAGUACUUGUCAGUAUUCAUGAUCACUUCGGGGAUAGCGAUCUGCACGAUCGUCAGUGGCAAGGAGAUCAAGUCCCUGCAGCAGAAGAAUGUGGAACAGGUGCCCACCACACCGUGGGAUGACUUCUUCUGGUGGAUCUUAGGCAUAUCUCUGCUCACGAUCGCUCUGUUUGUCUCCGCCAGAAUGGGCAUCUAUCAGGAGGUGUUGCACAGCCGAUACGGCAAGAACGCUCGGGAGGCUCUGUAUUACACGCAUUUGUUGCCGCUGCCGUUCUUCCUGACGCUGGCACCGAAUGUCUACGAUCACUGGAACUUCGCGCUUGCGUCUGAGCCGUUGAGACUGCCUUUCUUCGGUAUAUAUAUGCCGGCGUUGCUCGUAUAUUUAAUCGGCAACGUUUUGACGCAAUACAUGUGCAUUAGCUCCGUGUUCGUACUGACCACGGAGUGUAGCUCUUUGACCGUUACUCUGGUGAUAACGUUGCGAAAGUUCCUAUCCCUGCUGUUCUCUAUAAUCUACUUCAAGAAUCCAUUUACCAUAUAUCAUUGGAUCGGCACGCUGCUAGUCUUCGUGGGUACAGUUAUAUUUACGGAAGUGGUACCAAAGAUUACGCAAAGUUUACGACAAGUACCUAAAACGAAGAAGGUCGAAUAGCACAUUAACGUCAAGAAAAUGGAUUGAGAACGAAGCGCCAUAUCUCUUCUUUUAUUCGUUCAUUGACUGCAUAAUAACUUUUUAUCAAUACUUCGAAAUAUCUUAAUAUUCGCGUUCUUCUUACGACAUGCAUGAAAAAUAAUACGUAGCAUAAAAAUAACGUGAAAAUUCAUGAUUAUAAUUUUCCGAUUCUUGAAUGUGCGAAAGUGAUUAGUGCCGUCCGUUGUUUUAUAUAAAUAACACGCUUCUAUAAAAUGAUAGCGAGUAGCAUUCGAAAUGUAAUAUCUGCUACCUCAAUAAUAUAUUUUCGUAAUAAAAUUAGUGGAUAAAAAGAAA